Messenger RNA from Naegleria lovaniensis, 1122 nucleotides. RefSeq lists its product as uncharacterized. Bases 1 to 1122 code for a protein of 373 amino acids. NCBI's taxonomy places the organism in Eukaryota, Heterolobosea, Eutetramitea, Acrasida, Naegleriidae. The record is from RefSeq and is a predicted model, not a curated record. The transcript has 2 exons.
AUGAUAAUUGCUUUGAUUUCAAACAAACAACUUUGUGCGUUGUUAUUGACAGUUGCUGUGGCACUAGUUCUCUUUGGUGCUUCUUCACCAUCGCACGCUAUUUCACUCAACAUUCGAGAAAAUAUUUCAAAAUUAACGAAACAACAACAUCUGCCACAUGUCAAGACACCCAUGCGUGAUAUUCUUUCUUGCAGUGAUAAUGAAACUCUUUCACUAUCCUCGGAUGCGUAUCAAUUCCCUAAUCAUCAUCCCAACAACAUUCUUGAAGCGUACUAUCAUGAAUGGUGGUUCUUUGCCUUCUUUGAUCCCGUUCAAGAUAUUGGCUUUUGUGUGGGUUAUGGUGUUCAAAAUCAAUUACAUGCCUGGGAUCAUAAUGCAUUAGCAAGCAUGGCCGGAAUGGUAUGGCCAUACGUAUCAAAACCUCCACCAAACAAUAAUAACAAUACUCGUUCGGGAUUGUUUUCUGAAAUCAUGUCCAUUGGUAGCACGAAAUGGUGGCUCACUUAUGAGCAAACAGUUCCAGCUUGCAGAGAGGUGGUUGAAAUUCCUGAAUUGUUGCAAUUGGAUUGGAUCAGUUACAUGCCUGCUGCUAAUGUGAAAGGUAUCAUUCAAAUUGAUGGAAAGAACUACUCUAUCAAUACUGUUGGUUAUCAUGACCAUAACUAUGGAAGUUGGCCAACGAGUUAUUUCAAUUGGAUUUGGGCUCAAUUUAAUCAUGCUCCUUCUGAUUUUGCAUUGGUCGUGGGAGCUUAUACCGUUCCACUCACAAACUCACAUGUUGGAUAUGUGUUUUUGAGAUAUCGAGGAAGAAAGAUCAAGAUUGGAACAUUGUGCGCUGACAUGUUUGAAUUGACACCACUCGAAUUUGUAACAUCACCACAAGGAAAGCGUGUGAGUGUUCACAAUAAGGUUAUUUCUUAUAAUAAGGAGUGGAAAGUGGUUAUCGAUUAUAGAGCUCAAGUGAGCGAUAGAAAUCCUGGAGAUCGUGGUCUUGGACUGUUUGUGUUUGAACAAAUCUCACUGUACAAUGUAGAAUUGUAUAAUUCCAAGAAUGGUGGUGCUUGGACCCUGGUUGAAAAGAUGACAGGAUAUGGUUUUAGCGAGUGGAGUGACAGGACAUAA